Messenger RNA from Caenorhabditis briggsae, 1860 nucleotides. The record is from RefSeq and is a predicted model, not a curated record. Lineage: Eukaryota; Metazoa; Nematoda; Chromadorea; Rhabditida; Rhabditidae. The coding region runs from base 1 to 1860 and encodes 619 amino acids. The transcript is spliced from 3 exons.
AUGAGGAAGUAUUGUUUCGAAAGAAUCGGGACUUGGAAAUUCCGAAAUUCAGAGUUUCAGGUUUUCAGAAUUUCAGAAUCUCAGAACUACAUAAUCUCAAAACCUCAAAAUCUCAGAAUCUCAGAAUCUCAGAAUCUCAGAAUCUCAGAAUCUCAGAAUCUCAGAAUCUCAGAAUCUCAGAAUCUCAGAAUCUCAAAAUUUCGGAAUCUGGGAAUAUUGGAAUCUCAGAAUCUCAGAAUCUCAGAAUCUCAGAAUCUCAGAAUUUCAGAAUCUCAAAAUUUCGGAAUCUGGGAAAAUCGGAAUCUCAGAAUCUCGGAAUCUCAGAGUCUCAGAAUCUCAGAAUCUCAGAAUCUCAGAAUCUCAGAAUCUCAGAAUUUCAGAAUCUCAAAAUUUCGGAAUCUGGGAAUAUCGGAAUCUCAGAAUCUCGGAAUCUCAGAGUCUCAGAAUCUCAGAAUCUCAGAAUCUCAGAAUCUCAGAAUCUCAAAAUUUCGGAAUCUGGGAAUAUUGGAAUCUCAGAAUCUCAGAAUCUCAGAAUCUCAGAAUCUCAGAAUCUCAGAAUCUCAGAAUCUCAGAAUCUCAGAAUCUCAGAAUCUCAGAAUCUCAGAAUCUCAAAAUUUCGGAAUCUGGGAAUAUUGGAAUCUCAGAAUCUCAGAAUCUCAGAAUCUCAGAAUCUCAGAAUUUCAGAAUCUCAAAAUUUCGGAAUCUGGGAAUAUCGGAAUCUCAGAAUCUCGGAAUCUCAGAGUCUCAGAAUCUCAGAAUCUCAGAAUCUCAGAAUCUCAGAAUCUCAGAAUCUCAAAAUUUCGGAAUCUGGGAAUAUUGGAAUCUCAGAAUCUCAGAAUCUCAGAAUCUCAGAAUCUCAGAAUCUCAGAAUUUCAGAAUCUCAAAAUUUCGGAAUCUGGGAAUAUCGGAAUCUCAGAAUCUCAGAAUCUCAGAAUCUCAGAAUCUCAGAAUCUCAGAAUCUUAGAAUCUCAGAAUCUCAGAAUCUCAGAACUUCAGAAUCUCAGAACUUCAGAAUCUCAGAAUCUUAGAAUCUCAGAAUUUCGGAAAUCUCAGAAUCUCAGAAUCUCAGAAUCUCAGAAUCUUAGAAUCUCAGAAUCUCAGAAUCUCAGAAUCUCAGAAUCUCAGAAUCUCAGAAUCUCAGAAUUUCAGAAUCUCAAAAUUUCGGAAUCUGGGAAUAUCGGAAUCUCAGAAUCUCAGAAUCUCAGAAUCUCAGAAUCUCAGAAUCUCAGAAUCUCAGAAUCUCAGAAUCUCAGAAUCUUAGAAUCUCAGAAUCUCAGAAUCUCAGAACUUCAGAAUCUCAGAAUCUUAGAAUCUCAGAAUUUCGGAAAUCUCAGAAUCUCAGAAUCUCAGAAUCUUAGAAUCUCAGAAUCUCAGAAUCUCAGAACUUCAGAAUCUCAGAAUCUCAGAAUCUCAGAAUCUCAGAAUCUCAGAAUCUCAGAACUUCAGAAUCUCAGAAUCUUAGAAUCUCAGAAUCUCAGAAUCUCAAAAUUUCGGAAUCUGGGAAUAUUGGAAUCUCAAAAUCUAGAAUCUCAGAAUUUCAGAAUCUCAAAAUUUCGGAAUCUGGGAAUAUCGGAAUCUCAGAAUCUCAGAAUCUCAGAAUCUCAGAAUCUCAGAAUCUCAGAAUCUCAGAAUCUCAAAAUCUCAGAAUCUCAGAAUCUCAGAAUCUCAAAAUCUCAGAAUCUCAGAAUCUCAAAAUCUCAGAAUCUCAAAAUCUCAGAAUCUCAGAAUCUCAGAAUCUCAGAAUCUCAGAAUCUCAGAAUCUCAGAAUCUCAGAAUCUCAGAAUCUCAGAAUCUCAAAAUCUCAGAAUCUCAGAAUCUCAGAAUCUCAGAAUCUUAGAAUCUCAGAAUUUCGGAGUUUAA